CACCUUCUCUGGCUCACUGCGGGCAGCCGGCCUCUUGCCUCUCCGUCCCCCGCUACCCUCAUCGAUGUGCCAAAAGCCGCUCGGCUCCAAGAAAAAAUCAAAGUCCACAAAGGCCAAGCCCGUCCUCGCGCCCGGCGCUCUCGGCGCGUGCCCAGCCCUCGACCCGUUUCCGUACCCGCACGUGCGCGCCCCUCCCGGCCUCUUUGACCGGCGUGCGCUGCUGGCGGUGCGCGAGGAGCUGGCGUCACUGCAGCGCACCUUCAAGGAGACCGACCUCUUCAAGGUGUACCAGACUGGCGACCUGGCCAACCUCGACCCGGCAGACCCGCGCCACGCCGCCGCACUCCCGCGGACGAUGGCGCUGCGUUCGGCGCUCUACUCGUCCGAAUUCCGCGCGUGGGUGCGGCAGCUCACGGGCUGCACCGAGCUGACCGACCAGACGGACUGCUCGUGCAACGUCUACGGCGGCGGCGGCCACUUGCUCUGCCACGACGACGUCAUCGGCUCGCGGUGCGUCUCGUACAUCCUCUACCUCUCGCGGCCGGACGAGGCGUGGGAGGCGGCGCACGGGGGCGCGCUGGAGCUGUACGAGAUGCAGGAGGCGGCGGAGGGGCUGCCGCAGCCAUGCGCCGCCCCCUCCGCCUCGCUCGCCCCCGAGUUUGGCUCGAUGGUGCUCUUCGCCGUCCAGCCGGGCCGCUCCUUCCACUCGGUGGGCGAGGCCGUAGCAAAGGCGAGCCGCGAGCCUCUGGUCCGGCUGCCUGCGCCGCGCAAGCCUCUGCGCGGCGCCUCGGCGGCCGAGGCGGGCGCGGCCGGCCUGUGGGAGAUGGUCAACCCGUCCUACCUGGCGGCGGACAACCUGCGGGCGAUCCGCGCGCAGCUCCUCGCGCAGGGCGUCGUCCAGCUCGCCUCCUUCCUCCGGCCAGACGUGGCUGCGCCGCUGCUCGAGGCGGCCGCCGCCGCCGACCGGGCCGACCGGCUCGGCGCGGGAGGGCCGCCGGACUACACGGCGGGGCUGCGCGGCCCGGGCGGCGGCUGGUCGGCCGUGGGCCCGCCCCACCUGCAGCGCUACCUCCGCUUCAGCGCCGAGGAAGGGGCUGCCCCGGGGGAGGAAGGGGCUGCGGCCGCGGCGGCGGACGGCGACACCGCCCGCGCCGCCGGCGAGCGGCUGAGCGAGGUGUCGUCGCUGCUGGGCUCUCCGCCCUUCCUGUGGCUGCUGCGCUGCAUCGCGGGCGGCACGCCCCGCGCUUGGCGCGCCGAGGUGCGCCGCUUCCGGCCCGGGCUCGACUACACCCUCGCGCAUGCCGGCCAGCUGCUCGGCCGGCGGAGGCUCGCCGCGCAGCCGGUGCUCGACGCGACCUUCGUGGCGGUGCCGCCCGCGCGCGCGGGGAAGGCUGCGCGCGCCGCGCGGCUCUGGGACUCUGGAGACGUGGGCGGCUUCGAGUGCGCCGUGCCGAAGGACCGGAGCAAGGCCGCCGCCGAGGUGUACCGCGCCGACGACGCGUCGGAGGGCGUCACUUCGGUGCACGCCGUCUCAAACUCGCUCGUGCUCUCGCUCCGCGCGCCGCAGACGAUGCGCUUCGUCAAGUACGUCUCGGCGGCCGCCCCGGGCUCGCGGUGGGACGUCGCGGCCGAGUACAGGCUCGAGCAGACGAGCGCCGCGCAGUCGCCGCAGCCGAAGAAGCCGAAGGCCCGCGGGGGCGCGGGCAGCGCGGCGCCGGCGGGCAGCGGCGGCAAGCGGAGACGGCGCGAGGGAGGCGCGUCGUAGACGUUCGUGAGCGAUGUGCGCGUGUGUUGGGGUGUGGUGACGCACUGUGGUGCUGCGGCACACCGCACAGCAGUGUGCUGGUGGGGCCGGUGCGCCGUCCCGGGGUGGUUGUUUUAUCGCAUCCCGUGGUGUGACAAAGAAGGAGCCAAAUAAU
This is a messenger RNA of Emiliania huxleyi CCMP1516, 1919 nucleotides long. RefSeq lists its product as hypothetical. The record is from RefSeq and is a predicted model, not a curated record. NCBI's taxonomy places the organism in Eukaryota, Haptophyta, Isochrysidales, Noelaerhabdaceae. Gene Ontology annotation, molecular function: L-ascorbic acid binding; iron ion binding; 2-oxoglutarate-dependent dioxygenase activity. The coding region runs from base 65 to 1765 and encodes 566 amino acids. The transcript is spliced from 3 exons.